AACAUGUUUAUUAAAGAAAUAGUAGAGUAUUUCUUAUCUUUUAAUUUAACUGUUAACCUGCAACGGGAAAAUAUUAACCUUGCUUAUUAUGAAUGUGAAAAUAUGACACAGAGAUUUAAAAAUAUUUCACAAGCUAUCCAACUGGAAUGUAUUGUAAUAAUUAUAAAAAUGCUAAUUGAAAGAUUAAAAUACUCUCACAAUAUUUCAUUUAAGAAAAAUCGUAAUUUACAAAAGUUUUUUAAUUCUGUGGCACACUUAUCUUCUGAUAUUGAAUGGCUAAUUUCUCCUCUAAAAAAUAUUAUGGAUGGUAUUGAUAAAAAUUAUGAACAUAUAAAGCUUAAUUAA
Vairimorpha ceranae is the source of this 345-nucleotide messenger RNA. RefSeq lists its product as hypothetical. The annotation marks the transcript as partial. The record is from RefSeq and is a predicted model, not a curated record. The transcript has a single exon. Lineage: Eukaryota; Fungi; Microsporidia; Nosematidae.